CGAUGAAUCGAUUUGGCACAUUGUCAACAAAGCGCUGUAUAUUGAAUUCUUGGGGAGAGGUAAAUCUUUGCUUGGUUGCAUCUGUCGGCGUUGCUUGUAAAAAUAUCUGGACGAAAUGGGCAAGCUAUGGAAGCUGCUCCUUUUAUGUCUCCUUGUUACUUUAUCUUGCUUGGCAAAUAUCUGCAAUAUACUGUUGAACAAUAUAGCCAAUGUGGCGAAGAAUAUUUAUGGCGCUGAUUCAUUUCCAAUGACACAAAUUGAUUAUAGUUCGAUACAUGCGAUCCAUAUACAUCCGUGCUAUAUUUCAAAGACUAUACCCAGGAUUAGCCUUGUGCGUUUGGCGGCGUCACAUUAAUGUAUUUGAGUCACUAGGCUUGAGGUUCCGCAGUGUCUAAUAAAUG
Molecule: messenger RNA, 401 nt
Organism: Aspergillus alliaceus
Lineage: Eukaryota; Fungi; Ascomycota; Eurotiomycetes; Eurotiales; Aspergillaceae
Exons: 1
Coding region: 116-355 (79 amino acids)
Source: RefSeq, a predicted model, not a curated record